Molecule: messenger RNA, 1372 nt
Organism: Oldenlandia corymbosa var. corymbosa
Lineage: Eukaryota; Viridiplantae; Streptophyta; Magnoliopsida; Gentianales; Rubiaceae
Source: the annotation of a GenBank genome assembly
CAGCCCUAUUUUCCGUUGUUUUUUUCUUUUUCGGUUUAAAGGGAAAACCUUCCUACUUUUUGGAAUUAAUAGUACUUCUAUUAAAAUUUUCAAAUUUCCUCCACAUCAAAAGCUUAGCUUGGAAGGCAAACAAAAUUGAUUUCCUUUGGGUCUCCGACCAGUGAACAUUGUCGAAGUGGGAAACCUGUCGCGGCCGGAAAGCCAAUCUCACAGAAAUUCGCAGCGGCAACUAAUGGUGACGACAACGACGGAGUUUGUCGCCCGGACAGGCGGUGCCAGACGUGUGGGUGGAACCUUGCCCGAAAUCCAUCAAAAUUCCAAGAAGCUGCUGCUCGAGGCUCGCGCUGGAUUGGAGAAACUUGAGCGCCUAGAAUACUCCUCUUCGUCCUUGCCGUCAUCGUCUCUGGAAUCCUCGCCGGAGGUUUUCGAUGCCGUGAAGACAGACAUCUCGCAUAUCCUCUCUCUCUGUGCCGAGAUGGAUUUCCUGUGGAGAUCAUACACCGCUAAAUCGGAGCGCGAUCUCUGGAAAAGAAAAGUGGAACAAGUGGCUGAAGAGGUUGACUCAUUAAAAAAUGGUCUAGACAAAUAUUCACUGCGGCAUCAAAGACGAAAACAAGAAGCUCAAGAGAGAGCUGAAUUGCUGGGACGAACUAUUGGCGAAUCUUCUCAUAUUUUGAGCAUCUACGAUGAGGAAGCUCAAGAGAGGCAGUCAGUUAAGAAGUCAUCGGCAAUGCUUCAAGAAGCUUAUGAAACAGGGGUUGCAAUACUUUCAAAAUAUAGUGAUCAAAGGGAUCACCUUAAGAGAGCACAGCGGAAAGCACUUGAUGUUCUUAACAGAUUGGGGUUAUCAAAUUCUGUGUUGAGACUUAUCGAGAGGCGUAAUCGUAUGGACAGAUGGGUUAAAUAUGCAGGCAUGGUUAUAACAAUCAUCAUUGUGAUCACAAUUUGGAGGUGGACGAGCACAUAAUGAUACCUUGGUUUAUUGAUCAACUGUGACUCUACUGCCUUUUGGUUCAUACAUUGUGGGCAGGGUCGUAUAUAGAUGUUUAAUUCACCGAUCUUCAUCAUCUGGUAAAAUUUUGGGCUUAGGUAAACUUUGGUACUAAUUGAAUAGUAACCUGAUUUAGUAGUUGAGAAAGGUGUUCUUUAUGGAUUUAAUUUUCCUUCUAUUCGGUUUGGACCAUGGAGCAAAAGAGGUAAACAGAGAAACCACUGUUUCGUUCUAAACUCAUUCACUAGGAAGAGAGCAUUAAUUGGCCAUCUCCAAAAAAUUAAAAGAAUUACAUAACUGUCAUAUUACUUCUACUUUUUAAGUUUCAUUAUGCUUCUACUGUCAUGUUACUUCUACUUUUAAGUUUCAUUAUGCUUUUUC